AUGCCUUCCCGUUAUUCCAUGACUCGGUUCGGUGGAGUGACCGUCGUGUUGGCAGGUGUGUUUCAUUCUCUCUAAAGACAGCGCAGGGCAGAACUGACCGGCUCUGCUGUAACCUCACAGGGGAUCCGAAGCAAUGCCUUCCCGUUAUUCCCAAGUCAUCGCCUGCACAAAUCGUCGACGCUUGCAUCAUGAAUGCUGACUUCUGGGGAGAUCUCUCUGUAAGUAGUAGUCCUUGCCUGACUUUUAGACCCUAUACUAACAGCGGCACGGUGCGAGCGCAGACCAACAUGCGUCUUCUGGCCGCUGCAGACCGCAUGACCGAAACGGAAUGGGCAAACGCACAGGGCUUUGCAGAUUGGCUCUUAGGAGUUGGAGACGGCUCGGCGAACAAAACAGAACAUUCUAUCGCGCUCCCACGUGAGCUUCUCCUGGCGGCGACCACGAGGAACAGCUCCGGGUUGAUCAGACACGUUUAUCCCGGCCCCGCGCUCGAACUGGACAAUAUGUCGAUAGGUGAAAAAGUCGAAUACUUCCGACAUCGAGCAAUUCUGGCGCCCAAAGAUUCGCAGGUGGAUCAGAUCAACGACAUGGUGCUCGACCUGCUGCCGGGUGACGCUCAAACGUUCUACAGCCCGGAUUCGGUCGUCGAAAACGAAGACGAGCACUGCAAUUCCCUUCAACACGUCCUCUUUGAAUGUCAACCCUCGAGUUGUUUUUCUUCACCGUCAGCUGGUGACACUGCAUGCGUGAGUCAUCCCUUGACAUGACUGUGCAGUCUUAGGCAUGAUGUCAACUGAUAUGAAAAACAGACAUUGGACGUCUGUGACAGGAGGUGACCCUAUCCCCGAGAAGGGGGGGCACCCACCGUUGCCAACUUGGGAAAACGACGUCGAUGGGAACAAAUAUCACAUCUUUUACGAAAAUGCUGGCGAAGGAACCUACAAUGGGCGAAAAGUAGCAAAGUCCUACGCUACACCGCUACCCGUAAACGUUGACGGGCAUACUGAGCUGUAUGCACACACCAUUUUGAAGGUGGGCGAUGUAUGUGCAGUCAUGUGCUCCAUACAAGGCAGAGCAUGGAGAUCAAAGGCCACCGGAAAAUACAGCGGAAGGAUUGACUUCGUACCGCUGAAAAUCCGAAUGAAGGCUGUGUACAUUGGAUCGUCGUCGCGCGGUCCUCUCCGGACUUGA
Molecule: messenger RNA, 1191 nt
Organism: Microbotryum saponariae
Lineage: Eukaryota; Fungi; Basidiomycota; Microbotryomycetes; Microbotryales; Microbotryaceae
Source: the annotation of a GenBank genome assembly